UCCACCAGAGGAGCCCAGCCCCCACCAGAGGGAGGUUCAGGUCCAGACCCCCAGACUCCUGUCCUGAGGAUCAACCAGCUGGAUGCCUUUGAGCUGGACUCUGCUCUGGACCAGCUGGUGUGGAACCAGUUCUCCCAGUGUUUCCAACACUUCCGCCCAGGCCUGCUCACCCCCGUGGAGCCUGAACUCAAGGCCCUGCUUCAGCUCCUGCUCUGGAGGUUCACAGUCUACCCCAACAGUGCUACGGUGGGCCAGUCUAUGAUGAACCUCCGCUACCACAACACUCUGUCACUAUCCCAGCGCUACAGGGCCCUGAGCAGGAGACAGAGGCUGGGCCUGGCCCUGCUGACCAUCGGCCCCCGCUGGCUGACGGAGCGAUCCCACAGCCUGCUCCUCUCCCUGGGGUUGGGGAUGGGCGGCAGUCCCCCGGCCGAUGGAGGUCUGCGUCUGGGACUGCGUCGAGCUCUCUCUCUGAUCACCGGCUUUACCCAGGUAGGGUCAUAAAUUACAGUUCUGAGUUUUGAUUGGCUAGCUCAGCGUUUUCCAAACUCGGUCCUCGGGACCCCAAGGGGUGCACGUUUUGGUUUUUGCCCUAACACUACACAGCUGAUUCAAAUUAGUUGAUUAUUUGAAUCAGCUGUGUAGUGCUAGGGCAAAAACCAAAACGUGCACCGCUUGGAGUCCUGACCACCAAGUUUAGGAAACCCUGGGCUAGCUGUUCCUCAUCCCGCUGCUAUCUCCCCAGGUAGCCAAUCUGAUCAACUUCCUGGUGUUCCUGAGGAAGGGGCGCCACCCGUCUCUGACAGAGAGGAUCCUGGGUAUCCGUGCGGUGUUCAGUAAGCCCCAGGCGGUCCGAGAUGUAGCCUUCCAGUACAUGAAUAGAGAGCUGCUGUGGCACGGCUUCGCUGAGUUCCUCAUCUUCCUUCUGCCUCUAGUCAACGUGAGGAAGAUCAAGACAACCAUGUAUUCACUGCUCUCCCCCCUGGGAGUGGGUGAGGGUGGGGAGGAGGGGGUGAGAGAGGGCUCAGCGGUAUGGAAGGAGUGUGGUCUGUGUGGGGAGUGGCCUACCAUGCCUCACAUGGUAGGUUGUGGUCAUGUGUUCUGUUACUACUGCAUCAAGAGUCACUCCAUCGCCGACGCCUACUUGACAUGUCCUAAGUGUGGCGUGGAGGUCGGGGAGGCAGAGCCUGUCAAACUGCAGAUCGAGAUGACGGACAUCCACGCUAGA
This is a messenger RNA of Coregonus sp. 'balchen', 1228 nucleotides long. Lineage: Eukaryota; Metazoa; Chordata; Actinopteri; Salmoniformes; Salmonidae. The record is from the annotation of a GenBank genome assembly.